Armigeres subalbatus is the source of this 9312-nucleotide messenger RNA. RefSeq lists its product as uncharacterized. Gene Ontology annotation, biological process: DNA repair; regulation of transcription by RNA polymerase II. The record is from RefSeq and is a predicted model, not a curated record. Gene Ontology annotation, molecular function: chromatin insulator sequence binding. NCBI's taxonomy places the organism in Eukaryota, Metazoa, Arthropoda, Insecta, Diptera, Culicidae. The coding region runs from base 211 to 9024 and encodes 2937 amino acids. Gene Ontology annotation, cellular component: chromosome. The transcript has 58 exons.
GCAGCUACGAUGAUGUAGAUACCCAGCAAUCAAAACAAAUAUCGCUGUGCUACUGGAUUGCGAUUGACGAAACUGUUGAAAAUAUUUUAAUGUAAUUUGGUCAUCGUACGUUUUAAUUUUGGUUUCUUGGAUAAUAAUAUUAGCUUAACAAGUGUGGAUACUAAAUUAAAAGGAGCUGUAUGACAAUGCAUGUGAAGGAAUUCUAACGCCAUGGAUGGUAUAAACGAUAUCAAAAUCAAAGAAGAACAGCUUGAGUUGGAUUUAAAUGAUCGUCAAAAUGCUAAUACAGACGAUGAAUAUGAAGACAGCAAUGGACAAAGUGUAUGCGAAGCGUUGGAUGAUAUAAACAAUAUAACAAUCAAGGAAGAACGACUUGAGUUGGAUCCAUAUGGUCAUGAAAAUAUAAGAAUUGAUGAAUUUCAAGGCAGCGAUGAACAAAGGGCACAAGAAUACCAAGCUGAGCUUAAUUCAGCACCAGACGAAUGUACGAAAAAGCUUACGGAGGAUAAGGACCCAAUUGUAUCUCUAAGCGAUGCUAAUUCCUCAAAUACGAUAAUCAACGUUAUAACGGAUGACAAAAAUAAAAGUAUCGUUGAGAAUCACAGUACUAUAAAGAAGUUGGGCAAAAAGCCGAAGGUACGACUUGGGGAACCACCAUAUGAAUGCCCUGUAUGCCCGACAAUAAUAAAAAAUAAAUAUACUUUUCUACGUCACUUGAAACGUCACGAGCCGAACAGCGAAAAUGAUAAGGUAAAAUAUCAAUUGAAGCAUCAUGCGGAAAAGGAAGAAGGUGAAACUGAAGAGGAUAACCGGUAUAAAUGUACUCAAUGCAAGAAGACGUACAUAUAUGAAGUAAAUUAUGAGCGUCAUUUACAAUCACACCAAGAAAAGGAAGAAAGUAAGAUUUCUGAGCGUAGUACACCUGAUGAAGCUAAAAGUAAAAAUAAAAGCAUCGUAAAAACUAAGCGCCCUUUAAAAAAAUUAAAGAAAAAGCCCAAGUUGCAACUGGGGGAACCACCGUAUGAAUGCCCUGUAUGUCCGACAAUAAUGAAAAAUAAAUAUGCUUUUCUGCGUCACUUGAAUCGUCACGAGCCGGAGAGCGAAAAAGAUAAGGUAAAUGAGGAAGCUGAAACCGAAGAGGAUGACCGAUAUAAAUGUACUCAAUGCAAAAGGACGUACAGAUAUGAAGUACAUUAUGAGCGUCAUUUAAAAUCACACCAGGAAAAGGCAAAAAGUAAGAUUUCAGAGUCUUAUAUACAUGAUGUCCCUGUUGAAAAAGUUAAAGAAUUAGAUGAUUCAACUCGAAUAAAGAAAUUACCGCCUCGCAUUAUCCUGAUUGAUCGAGACAGUGGUAAUGAGAAACAUCGAAAAUCUGAAUUGACCGUAUCAGCAAGGAAAGCCCAUCACAGGAAAGCAAAAUCUAAAAGCGACUCCAAAAAUGUUGACAACGUCAGUGGCGAUGAGAUUGUUAGGGAAUCCGACGAAUCAGAUUAUCAAAUGAACAGCGAUGAAGAUGACGACGUAUCCACAGACGGUAGCGUCGUGAAAACAAUGCUUCCAAAGAAAAAACUGAAGGUGCGAGUUGAAGGUGAACCACCGUUCCAAUGCCCCAAAUGUCCGUCAUUGAUUAACAAUAAAUAUAAUUAUCUACGUCAUCUAAAACGUCACGUUGAGAAGGAAAAAGUUGGAUACAAGUUUCCAUGUACUGAAUGUUCUGCAGGAUUUCGAUUCAGAAGCAGUUUAAUAAGACAUCUGAGACUACACGGUUAUGUCGCAGUUGAAAGGAGAAAGAAGAAACCUCAAAAUCAAGAGGGUCUCCCGUACAAAUGUUCUGAAUGCCAGAAGACGUACAAAUGCGAAGCGUAUUAUAAGCUUCAUUUAAAAUCACACAAGGAGGCCUUAGAGAGAAAGAUGGAAGCGGAAGCCGAAAGGAGAGCGGAAAACAGGUUCCAUUGUUCUCAAUGUCCACUCUCGUUCAAAUAUGAACAUAUUUAUAAGCAUCAUUUACGACAACAUCAGUCAAAUACGACGAAUAAGAAGGCACUUUACUGUAGAAAAUGCGAUCUCCAGUUCGAAAGGACAGAACAAAAAAUGGAACACGUGUUAAACUUCCACAAAGAAGCUCUGUAUGAGUGUAAGUAUUGUGAUAUACAAUUCUGUGAUAUGAAUCUGCUAAGAAAGCAUAUAAAACUGCAUAAGCGUGAAGGAGAGCUGGUAAAUACAAAAAAUCCACAGUUUCUUGCAUCUGAUCAAAAUGAAAAAGAAGACGCACUUGAAGCUUCUGGAAAAACGUGCGAAACCGUGUCUCCCUUUAUUCAAGCUAGAAGUGAGAGUUGUGAACAAGUUCCUGAAUUAAAUGUAGCCACUCCAGUCGUUGCUGAUUUCACAACACUAAGCAUCAAGGAAGAGCCCCGAGACGUCGAAGAUCCUGCUGGUACUGAAAGUUCUAAGGAACGCACUGUUCCAGAUGAUGAAAUAAGCAACGACGAUCAUGAUGACGUAGCGACGGCUCACAGAGACUAUGACUUAGUUAGCAUGCGCAACGAGGCAAAAAAUCGUUUUGAAUGCGAUAAAUGUCCCAUUGCGUGUAAAACUGAGCAUGCCUUCAAACGCCAUCUAGAAGUGCACAAACGCGGUCUGAAGAUGAAAGCAGCAGCCAAAAGAAAAGCGGAAGCCGAAAGGAAAGCGGAAAACCAGUUCAAGUGUUCUCAAUGUCCACUUUCAUUCAAAUAUGAACAUAACUAUGAGCGUCAUUUACGACAACACCAGUUUAAAACGAUGAAAAAGAAAGCACGUUACUGUGGAAAAUGCGAUCUCCAGUUUGAAAACACAAAACAAAAACGGAUACACGUGUUACACUUUCAUGGAGAAGCUCAGUAUGAGUGUAGGUAUUGUGAUAUACAAUUCCGUGACAUACAACUGCUAAAGAACCAUAUAAAACAACGUAAUUGCAAAGACGAGAUGAUAAAUGCUGAAAAUCCAAAGAUUCGUGCACCUGAUCAAAAUGAAAAAGAAACCGAAGCUGAAGCUUCUGAAAAACCGUGCGAAACUGUGUCCCCGAUUGAUCAAGCUAAAAGUGAGAGUUGUGUACAAGCUCCUGAAUUAAAUGUAGCAACUCCGGUCGCUGUUGAUCACAAUGCACUAAGAAUCAAGGAAGAGCCCCAAGAAGUGGACGAUCCUGUUGAUGCUGAAAGUUCCGAUGAAUGCGCUGUACCAGACAAUCAAACAAGCAACGAUGAUAACGAUGGCGUAGCUACGGAGCACAGAGAGUAUGAUUUGAAAAGCAUGCGCAACGAGGCAAAAAAUCGUUUUGAAUGCAAUACAUGUCCCGUUGCUUGUAAAUCUGAGUAUGCCUUCGUACGCCAUAUACAAGCACACACACGCGGUUUCAAGGGAAAAACUCGGUAUCAUUGCCAUCGAUGCCCGUUAUCGUUUAGUCGUAGGCGUCUUUUCAACCGCCAUCUACAAACACACCAAAAAGAUCCGAGGUCCCGUUGUAAAGAAUGCAACAUCACGUUCGACACAGUUGUCCAAAGGAGAGCGCAUUGGGUGGCCGUUCAUAGAGUACGUCGUCAUAUGUGCAAUAUUUGUGGUAGAAAGUUCUAUGCACAAGCCAAACUGGUAAUACAUUUAAAAACUCAUCAGCCCCGAAACAUGGAAAAACCGAAGAAAAAAGAAUCCACUAUAGUCAUGACAAGAUGUCGUUAUUGCCUUGUGAUGAUCAACUCUAAAUGUAUGGAGCACCACAUUAAACAUUGCGGCCCAAGAGAUUGUCGUAUAUGCGAUGAGAAGUUUGGCAGAUAUCACCAAUUAACAUAUCACAUGAAAAAGAAGCACCCAAAUGGUUUUUUCACGUGUCCACAAUGUCCAAGAAUGUUCGUCGAUGAACUCGACUGCAGCAAACAUACCGUUAUAUGUGCACAAUACUUAUUCACCUGUGAUGUUUGCGGUUUAAGAUUAAAGUCAUCGUAUGGUUUACGGUGCCACAGAGCUAAUAUCCACAAUAUCAGAGCACCCUCAAAAGCAGCUCCAGGCGAUGACAAUAAACAAAUAGUACUCGAAGAUAGCGGCAUAAACAUCAAAACAGAAAUGAUAGUGGAGGAAACAACGCUGCAGCCUUAUGAUCAUCAGUUGAAACCCGUUACUAUGGACGACGGCAAAAAACGAGAAUAUGCAUGCCCGAUUUGUAGGAAAAUAUUUCCUUCGCCAUACAAAAGGAAUAAUCAUAAGUUGGUGGAACAUCAGGUGCCGCGUUUCAAAUGCCACGAGUGCGGGAAAUGGUAUCACAUCAAAAGUGCGCUUAACAAACAUAUUAGAGCCCACAAUAACAAAAAACAAAGAAAACUCAUUUCAGAAUCAAAUAAAAAGCCCCAUACAUGUCCAAUUUGUCAACAAGUUGUUCCGACGAAAGCACAUUUUAGAAGACAUAUUCGAACAUAUCACACGGAACGAAAGUUCAAGUGUCACAUCUGUGAGGCCGAUUUUCUCGUCAAGUGUAGACUUUUGCGCCACUUGAAGAUUCACGAGAACGAUACCGGUUCUAGUAGAAAGGGACGACGAAGAAGGAAGCGUGUUCAAGAAAUGGAGGGGGAAUCGAUUGAUCUGCAACCAAAAACGAAACGGACAAACUCUGAUGCAGAGAUUUGCGAAUGCCCCUCGCAUAAUCAGCAAGUCUCGGUUAAGCAGGAAACGAUUCUGCUGAAUAUUGAUGAAGAUUCCGAGGUUUAUUGUGUUGAGUUUCUGGAUGAAACGUCUGAGCAACCACAGCAUCCGGAAUCGGAUCCGGAGCGCUUGGUGUUCCGCUGUACAGUUUGCGAUUGGAACUACCUGAGUAAGACUGGCUUGUCGGAACAUUUGGAUCUGCAUAAGAUUUCAGAUGAAAAUAAGGAGCUACAUUGCCAAGAAACAAUGAUUUCUCAUAAGAUGUACGAGUGCAAACUUUGCAAUGAUCAGCGGCUCUACCAGGCAGACUUGUAUUGGCAACACGUUAACGAAGAUCAUGUUAAUUUGUCAGCCGACAAUAUGCCUAUCAAAUGUGAGUGUCCAAUUUGUGGUGAUAUUUUUGGCAACGACGAACUUUUGUCCCAUCAUGUAGAUGAAGUUCAUCGGACGAUUGAAUGUAGCAUGUGUGAUAUAACUUUUUUUGAUGAUGAAGAACUAAAAAGUCACGCAAGCGUACAUCAUUCAGCGAAUAGCUAUUCCUGUCCUAAUUGUUCCGAAAAAAUGACAAACGAAGCUUCUUUCAACAAUCAUAUUGAUAUCUGCUCUAAAAGCCACACCAUUCAAUCCCAAGAUGUGGAGACUGCGCAAAUCGAAACCACUGAAAGUGUUACUGAUGAAGAUGCUCAAUCUCACUCAUCAUUAGAUAAAAAUGUUGCAAAAAACACAGGUAUUAAAAUGGAGAUUGCUGUUGAAGAAUCUGGUCUUCAGCCUCUUGAUCAGGCGGGCUGUGAAUUCGUCAUUUCCGAAGUACUGCAAUUGGAUGAACUCGAGGAACAGCUUCCAGAUAGCGGGACCAAUACCUCAAAAACAAGUGUUACCCCCAGGUGGAGAAAUCAGAAACAAUAUCGAUGCUAUACAGUCGAAAAUCGAACAUUUUUCGAGUGUCUGACAUGCAAUGAAACAUUCGAUAAGUACAACUCUUACAAAUGGCACAGGACGAAAGCUCACAACGGUCUGAAAUUGUUUUGCCCACAUUGCUCGAGGCAGCUAUUCAGGACAAUUGAUUACAGACACCAUGUGUCCAAAUGUGUGCUUAAAAAGUUCUCCUGCGAGUUGUGCCAUCGAAAGUAUCCUACGAUGGAAGCUUUAAAAUUUCAUACAAAAGUAUGCAACAAGACUCAAAACCAAACAUUCAUUACACUUCCUUCGGACACGGUGCUGGAAGAACCCAUCAAAUGUGAAUGUACUGUUUGUGGGGAAAUUUUCGGCAACGAGUACCUACUGCAGGCACACAUGAAUUGUGCUCAUAAUCAAACAUUAGAAGUAGAUAUGCAAAGUCCAACCUCGGAUUUACUAUGUACCAUAGUAAAUGGUCGCACUUUUUUCGAGUGUGUUCCUUGCCAAAUUAAGUUCAGCAGUUUAAACCGCUAUAAUAUUCAUAAGGGAAAGAUGCAUAAAACGAAGUAUAAGUGCCCUAAUUGUUUCAUGCAAUUUGCGCGAAAAAGUAAUUUCUCGCAACACAAGAAACAGUGCGCUGUCAGAAUGUUGGAGCAGCUGGCAAGUCAGUCGAUUAAAUGUGAGUGCCCCGUUUGUGGGGAGCUUCUCGAUACCGGAUUGCUACUUUCCGAUCACGUUCAAACAAACCAUCAGAUGACCGUUUGCAUUUUUUGUGUGAAGACCUUCGCCAAUGAUGACGAGCUGCAUAGUCACAAGCUUACGACCCAUCCUGAGUCAACGUUGAGUAAUCACCCGUGUCCGCAUUGUAUCAAGUCGUAUAGCUCACCUGAAGGGCUCAAGCGCCAUAUGGAGAGCUGCGGUCCUCGAGUAUGCGAUGUUUGUCACCGGAAAUUUCCUAAGCACAAUUACUUUAUGGCUCAUAUGAAUGUUUAUCAUCCACAUUUGCUGCACUGUUGCCCGUUUUGCCCCAGGAAAUAUGUCGAAGAAGCGAGUUGCAUGAAACACGCGGGUUAUUGUGCUCAAAGGAAAUACGCUUGCAGUCAGUGUGGCAUCAACCGGAGAACAUUUACUCAAUUCAAACAACAUGUGAAACUAACCGGCCAUGUCGCUGAGCCGAUCAUAGAAUUGCAGAAAAUUCGAUCGCAGUUACAGCUUCCAUGCCCUAUUUGCAAAAUGGUUUUCCGUUCUGUCCACACUAGGAGAUCUCAUAUGACAACAGCCCACAGAGAGCCGCAUAUUCAGUGCCCCAAAUGUGACAAAGCGUUCCACUUCAAAUCCAGACUGUUGAAGCACUUGAUCAACCACGACGAAAAAGUAUCAAGGGUGAGUAAGCCGAAGCGCGUAAAGGUUGUUAAAGAGGCCCGGAAGGUUAGACGUAGAGCUGACAGAAAGGAGCAACUCCAGAAGAAAGGAAAAAGCAGACGGUCGGAUAAACCGAUACCAUGUACAAUGUGUAAAUCGGUGUUUUAUACUAGUUCGAACUUAAGAUAUCAUAUGAGAACAAUGCACGUGCAACCUCAUCUCCAAUGCCCAAAGUGCGACAAAGCCUUCCAUUUUAAUUCCAGACUAGUAGAACAUAUGUCCUCACAUGAAAAUAAGAAGAAAAAAAAGAAAAUGAGUGCCAUCCGUGCACAGCAACCUUUUUCAUGUUCAAUAUGUGAACUUACCUUUACCUCUGCUAACAAGUUGAGGUAUCACAAGUCCAUUUGCCAUGUAGUACCUCAACUCAAAUGUCCAAAAUGCGACAAGGCGUUCCAUUUCAAAUCUAGACUCAACGAACAUUUGCAAAGGCAUCAUGCAAAUAAAGAGGAGAAAAAAAAUUUGGCGCUUCCAUGUCCGCAAUGUGACACUAUUUUCCACUCGAGGCACGUGUUGAGGGUUCAUAAGUUAACGGCCCAUACGGAGCCUCGUUUCCAAUGUACUAAAUGUGAUAAAGCAUUUCAUUUCCAGUGCAGACUAUCGAAGCAUUUACAGUUGCAUGACAGAGCGGAAGCUUUGAAGAAGAAACGAAGAGAAGCCAGGUUACAGAAAAAACGUUUGAAAAGAAGCCUUUCUUCGAAACCCAAUCAAUUCUGCAAAAUCUGUAAUAUUGCUUUCCGUAGUUAUGAUGCAAGAAGGUAUCACAUGUCAAUAGUCCACGUGGAGCCGCGCCUCAAAUGUACCAAUUGUCCCCGAAUGUUCCACUUUAGAUCACAAUUGGAGAGGCAUCUACAGAUUCACAAUAGAUUGGAAACGAAGGCACGGUUGAAGCUGGAUUUGAAGGCACUAAUGAAGAAGAAAAGCAAACCAGUAGAGGAACUUAAAUGUACGAUAUGUAAUGCGGAGUUCAAAUCUCGACAUACAUGGAGACUGCAUAGGGCAACGGCUCAUGUAGAACCUCGAUUCAAAUGCUCAAAAUGUGAUAAAUCGUUCCAUUUCAAGUCCAGACUGUUGAAACACUUGGAAGUGCACGAUAGACUAGACUCGAAACCAAAGGAUCUUCCGAAAAUUCGACCGAAAAAGCCAAAACAAAUUCACAAGGGGAGCAGUUUUCCAUGUAAGAUUUGUAAAGUCGUGCUGCCCACCUAUGACGCAAGAAGGUACCAUUUCUCCAUGGCCCACAGGGAAGCGCGUCUCAAAUGCAACCAAUGCGAAAGGGCGUUCCACUUCCGUUCUCAAUUGGCGAGACAUUUACACAUGCACGGAAUUACGGAAUUGGGGAUUUCAAAGAUAAGAAUCAAGAAGGAAAUAAAUGCGGACGGCAACCACAUAUGCCCCAUAUGCAAUGUUGAAUUCAAACCUGGAAAUGCGUGGAGAGUACAUAGCGCAACGGCUCAUAAGGAACCUCGUUUCAAAUGUCCCGAAUGCGCUAAAGCGUUCCAUUUCAAAUCCAGGUAUUUGAAACACAUCAGUACUCACGAAAAGUUGGUAUUGAAUGCAUCGCACAACCCGCAGAUCGUGGAUUCAAUAAACCCAAAGAGCCCCAGCGACAAUUCGACGCCGACUUUCCCAUGCAAGACUUGCAAACAGGUAUUCUAUACUUACGAUGCAAGAAGGUAUCAUGUGUCCGUCGCUCACAUGGAACCGCAUAUAAAAUGUUCGAAAUGUGAGAAGAUGUUCCACUAUAGAUCUCAACUUGAAAGGCAUUUAGUCAUGCACAGUAGGAUGGAAAUAAGAGCUAGCAAGAGAAUGGAAAAGAAGGUUAGUGAGAAGAAGAAUGGUGUGAAAAAAACGAAGGAAAUUCAGACACAUUUUCCUUGCGAUAUGUGUAGAACAGUUUAUCGCUCACAUAACACGUUGAGAUAUCAUAAGGCUACUGUUCAUUCAGUACCACAACUCCAAUGUCCCAAAUGUGAUAGGGCAUUCCACUACAAAUCCAGACUGUUGAAACAUUUACUCACUCAUCAAGGUAAUAUUGUCAAAUAGUUCAACGGAUGUAUAAGGAUCGGCGGUAUAACGGAUAAUGCCAAGUUCAAAAUAUCCACUCUAAAUGUCUGGACAUGAACUGAAUGCUUUUCGUUGCUAUAACCGAUAGCAAUGAAAUUUAUCAUAUAAUUUUGUAGAUAUAGUGAAGAUUCAUUAGUUUUACUACAGUACACAAAAAUUUUCCCUGGAGGAGUGCUCGCAGCAUGGAAAAUGCAAAGCAAAAUAAGUGUCAUCUAUCACUGUGUCCUGAAAUAUUCAAUAAAUUUGGAUUUUCGUCAAUGUAACAAA